CAAGAAUUCCGACCGACCGCGGGACGAGGUGCAGGAGGUGGUGUUUGUACCAGCAGGCACUCAUGCCCCUGGCAGCCGGCUCCAGGUGGGUUAGGCCUUAUGGAAGGGGCGGGAGGUGUGGUCGAUCUAGGCAGUCUUCUAAGACCCUCCUCCUCUGCGCCUCGCACCUGGCAAGUCCCCGGAUGUGGUGGGAAGAGCGUGACCUUCCAGUCUACCAACCUGGACCUGGCCUGUUGUUUAGCUGCUGUCCACCUCGGUUUCCUCAUCUGUACAAUGGGAAUGAUAAAACCCUUUCUGAAUGGACUCCCUCUCUCCUCCCUUACCUGCAGUGCACCUACAUUGAGGUGGAACAGGUGUCAAGGACUCACGCUGUAAUCCUGAGCCGCCCUUCUUGGCUGUGGGGGGCUGAGAUGGGCGCCAAUGAGCAUGGUGUCUGCAUUGGCAAUGAGGCAGUGUGGACCAAGGAGCCAGUUGGAGAGGGGGAAGCCCUCCUAGGCAUGGACCUACUCAGGCUGGCUUUGGAACGGAGCAGCUCUGCCCUGGAGGCCUUGCGUGUGAUCACAGACUUGCUGGCGCGCUACGGGCAAGGGGGCAGCUGCCGGGAGGACCCCACACCGUUCUGCUACCACAACACAUUCCUGCUGGCUGACCGGACUGAGGCGUGGGUGCUAGAGACGGCAGGGAGGCUGUGGGCCGCACAGAGGAUCCCGGAAGGGGCCCGUAACAUCUCCAACCAGUUGAGCGUAGGCACGGACAUCUCGGCCGAGCACGCAGACCUUCGGACCCGUGCCCUGGCCCAGGGCUGGUGGGAUGGGCAGAGCACUUUUGACUUCGCUCAGGUCUUCUCCCUGACCCAGCAGCCUGUGCGCAUGGAGGCUGCCAAAGCCCGCUUCCGGGCCGGGCAACAGCUUCUGCAGCAGCAGCAAGGGGGCAUCACGGCAGAGGUGAUGAUGGGCAUCCUCAGGAACAAGGAGAGCGGCAUCUGUAUGGACUCUGGAGGCUUUCGCACCACGGCCAGCAUGGUGUCCAUCCUGCCCCGGGAUCCCACACAGCCCUGCGUCCACUUCCUCACCGCUACUCCAGACCCAUCCAGGUCGGUGUUCAAACCUUUCAUCUUCGGGGCGGGGGCGGCCCAGGCCCCCCAGGUGCUGUCCCCCACUUUUGGAGCACGGGACCCUGUUCGGACUCAGCCCCGAUUCCAGACUCAGGUGGAUCGCCGGCACACCCUCUACCUCCGGCACCAGGUGGCCCUGGGGCUGAUAGAGAGCGAGCAGGAUCGGGGGCAGCAGCUCCGGCAGAAGCAGCGGGAUCUGGAGCAGGAGGGCCUGGAGGCUGCGCGGCGGCUGCUGGCUGGGGAGCAGGUGCCACCCCCACAGGAGCUGGGUGGCCUCUUCCAGGCCUUUGUGGAAAGGGAGAGCCAGGUAUAUGCCUGAGCACCACGGGGCCGGGGUAGGCACAGGACCCCAGUGCAAUCCCUUUGCUCCCCUCAGCCUUGUUUUGGGUGGCCAGCUCGGCCUUUGCCUCAAUAAAGUAUGUUAUUUCCCUGUUCAGUGAACUUGAUCCCAGGUCUGGCAGGGGCAGGAGAGCCAAAUGAGGGCAAAGGACAGCCCUGAGCUGGCUACAGGGCUUCUGGUGGGCUUGCCAGGCAGCAUAAUCUUCUCACUUGGGUGAUGGAGAAGGUUGUGGAAGGGGCCUG
Messenger RNA from Panthera uncia (snow leopard), 1696 nucleotides. It is a transcript of the gene SCRN2, whose product is annotated as secernin 2. Gene Ontology annotation, biological process: proteolysis. Bases 63 to 1433 code for a protein of 456 amino acids. NCBI's taxonomy places the organism in Eukaryota, Metazoa, Chordata, Mammalia, Carnivora, Felidae. The transcript is spliced from 6 exons. The record is from RefSeq and is a predicted model, not a curated record. Gene Ontology annotation, molecular function: dipeptidase activity; cysteine-type exopeptidase activity.